AGUAAAGCUCGGCUGUGUGUAGCCGGCUAUUUUUAGACUCACGACCACAAGAUAAACCUUCGGCCUGGUUUUAAGCGUGAUGUCGGGAAUUAAUAUGACUAGCGGUUUCAUACUACUCACACCAGGACAUACGCUUCAGCUAGAACAGAUGACAAAGGAACAGUCCUCGGUACGCGAAUGUCUGUGUCAGACAUCAGGGUUUAGUCUCUAAGCCGGGUAAAGUAUAUUAACACAUUGUGGAAUCUUCUAAACCAUUACUUUGUAUUACCACUGACUGGAUGUUCGAGUUUUACAAAACAUCAGUCCAAACCAAUGCAGGCGUGUGUAUGUGCACAGUGAUACGUCACCAAUGUACGGGGGCCUGUUAGUGAACAUCGAUACGUCACCAAUGUACGGAGGCCUAUUAGUGAACACCGAUACGUCACCAAUGUACGGAUGCCUGUUAGUGAACAUUGAUACGUCACGAAUGUACGCAGACCUGUAAGUGAAAAGUGAUACGUCACCAAUGUACGGAGGCCUGUUAGUGAACACCGAUACGUCACCAAUGUACGGAGGCCUGUUAGUGCAGUGAUACGUCAUCAAUGUACGGAGGUCUGUUAGUGAACACUGAUACGUCACGAAUGUACGCAGACCUGUAAGUGAAAAGUGAUACGUCACCAAUAUACGGGGGCCUGUUAGUGAACACCGAUACGUCACCAAUGUACGCAGACAUAUAAGUGAACAGCGAUACGUCACCAAUGUACGGAUGCCUGUUAGUGAACAUUGAUACGUCACGAAUGUACGCAGACCUGUAAGUGAAAAGUGAUACGUCACCAAUGUACGGAGGCCUGUUAGUGAACACCGAUACGUCACCAAUGUACGGAGGCCUGUUAGUGCAGAGUGAUACGUCAUCAAUGUACGGAGGCCUGUUAGUGAACACUGAUACGUCACGAAUGUACGCAGACCUGUAAGUGAAAAGUGAUACGUCACCAAUAUACGGGGGCCUGUUAGUGAACACCGAUACGUCACCAAUGUACGCAGACAUAUAAGUGAACAGUGAUACGUCACCAAUGUACGGAGGCCUGUUAGUGAACACUGAUACGUCACGAAUGUACGCAGACAUAUAAGUGAACAGUGAUACGUCACCAAUGUACGGAGGCCUGUAAGUUAACAGUGAUACGUCACCAAUGUACGGAGGCCUGUAAGUGAACAGUGAUACGUCACCAAUGUACGGAGGCCUGUAAGUGAACAGUGAUACGUCCCCAAUGUACGGAGGCCUGUUAGUGAACACCGAUACGCCACCAAUGUACGGAGGACUGUAAGCGAACAAUGAUUACGUCACCAAUGUACGGAUGCCUGCUAGUGAACACUGAUACGUCACGAAUGUAUGGAGGUCUGUAAGUACGCAGUGAUACGUCACCAAUGUACGGAGGCCUGCUAGUGAACAAUAAUUAAGUCACCAUGUACGGAGGCCUGUAAUUGGACAAUGAUACGUCAUCCCAAUACGGAAGCCUGUAAGCGAACAGUUAGGUGAAACCCGAUUACAUAUAGGGUUAAACAUUUAUGUGACACACUGGCGACGUAUUUUACGUAAUAAAGUUAAUUAACGACUAACAUUGACAAUGUAUACCGGCACAGGGGAGGUAAGAAAUUAUGGACAAGUUUCAAACGCAAGAGUGCACCCGACGAAUAUGCAACACGGACUGGUGUACCAGAUGCGAAAGUCAAGAGGAAUCAACUGGACACACGACGAAAAGGUAUUCCUCGUGAACCUUUGUGCGGCUAGAGCUCGAAUAAUCGAGGAGAAAAGGUCCGACAGUAAUACUUUGAGGAUGAAGGCCGCAUGUUGGAAGGUCAUUUAUGACCAAUUUUCUACCAGGUUUGGGCGAAAACGGACACUGGUGCGGAUUAAAGAACAGUGGAAGCGAAUGAAACUCGCUACACGUGCUGAACAGCGAGACAGAGAUCAGGAGAUACUGGACUCAUCCACCGGAAACGGAAGUUCUAAUACACAGGAACCUGUACCCACAAAAUAUUACGGGGAGUCAGCCGAAAUAAUAGCCAAAGUGAAACAAAUAUUAAAUGAAGUUGCUAGUUCCACGUUUGAUAAUUGUAUUCCGGUUUCUCAAAACGACAUAUCUAUUGGGGAAACGAAUGCAAUCUUAGACGAUAUUUCACGAUUUUCGGACCACGUGACCGGAGAGAUGCAGUCAAAUGUCGAACUUCCUGUUUCGGAACCUGAGCCAAUGGUGAUUAAAAUUGAAAUUGACGACAACGAGGACGCCGAGAACUACCAUGACAGCGGAGAAAAUAAAAACAAAUCCAACACCUCACCAGAGCUACUGACAAGUGUAAUAGAUUUUAACAGUCUUGAAGAAAUUGGCCAUGGCCGACACGAUAAUAGUGAACCCACACUAGAACAUGGACACACGCCAGCUUCCAGUUAUAGUCAUCUUUCAACGGAUGACGUUACUCAGAUCAAGUUCUCUACCGAUAUUAUUUCAAAUACCGGCACUUCAACACCGGAAGUGAAUAAGUCGUUAUAUGAUCCAGAACAAUCAUUCGAACAGUGGGGAAAUUUCCGGAAAAUGAAAACAACCAACUCACAAAAGAGUGACCAAGAUAUCACGAAUGUUUCAAGUUCAAUUGUGGACAACAUGAGGUUGGAGUAUGCUAGGAUCGAACACGAGAAGAAAAUGGAAUACUUAAGAAAGGAACAUGAAAUUAAAAUGGAAAUUUUGAAUACAAAAAGAGAGACAGCGAGGGCAAAGCUGAGAAAGGCAAACUUCAAACUUUCUUUAACGGGUUCAAAUGUACCAAUGUAACAUGUACCGAAGUUUCUCUGUAACACUGACUGAUCUUAUGUCGGUUAAAUUAAUUUCAAUUUUUGGGUGAUCAUAUAAGUUGUAAUAACUUGUACCCAAUCCGUUUGUAAACUUUUUACAAUAAAAUAUGUUUAAACUAAA
This is a messenger RNA of Pecten maximus, 2945 nucleotides long. RefSeq lists its product as uncharacterized. The record is from RefSeq and is a predicted model, not a curated record. The coding region runs from base 1602 to 2804 and encodes 400 amino acids. NCBI's taxonomy places the organism in Eukaryota, Metazoa, Mollusca, Bivalvia, Pectinida, Pectinidae. The transcript has 3 exons.